ACGUAUUAUUCAACCUGUGAUAUUUCUCUGGGUGCAUUCCCACAACCAAACAACUGGCUUAGAAGUGAUCCUAUUAAGGUCCAUAGUGGAGUGACAGCAGUCUACAUUACUAUUGAGUACCUAACUCAUAACUGUUCGUCCUAUUCUGACAAUGGAGGGAAAUAUUGUAAAGAGUAUUUUGACUUAUACGUACAUCAGUCCGGGCAAACAAUGGAACCCGACCCCCUAACUAACAAUGCUUCUUAUGACAAGAUUGCUAGAACAGCUCCGUCAGCUCUUGGCAUCAGAGUGUCUCGAAGGUUUAGUGUAAAUGUUAAAGAAAAGUACAUCGUAUUGGCUUUUCAUGACCAGGGUUCAUGUACUGUCCUUCUCUCCGUCGCUGCUAAAUAUUACUUCUGCCCAGAGACAGUUCAUGUUGGUGGUUUAGUGAACUUACCACGUACAAUUGCUCCAGCAAACAACUCAGUUCCAGUCGUAAGUAGUUGUACUAAAAAUGCUGUCCACGAGCAAGGUAUUUUAAGGGUGAACUGCCAAAGUGAUGGGGGCUGGAACAUCAGUUCACUUAAAGGAAAUUGUAUAUGCAAAGAAGACAUGGAAAAUGUAGGAGGAGAAUGCAAAGGUAUAUAUAACUACAGUAACAUAGAAGUGCAGUGCUGAAUAAUUCUUCAGGCUGGCAACAUGAUUAGACAAAAAGAUGAUCAAAUUUUAGCUCGGUAAUGAAAUAGAGUAUCAAGAAUAAAAAUCAGCGAAAAUCAAUUGAAAUGACGUUCUAAUGAUUCGUUCAUCAUUUUUCAAAUUCUAAAGGUCAGAUUCCGAUGAGUCUUUUUGAUACUAGGAAAGCGUGUUAAAGUCUCGUUGCAUGUGGUUAAAAACUCUGCAAUGUGGAAUGUAGAGAGUGUUAGUUGAGUACUAAAUAGGUUUUCCUUAAUUGAGUCAGAUUGAGCGUUUAGUUUAGGUUUCUUCCUUGGAUAAAGAGCAUUUCUUAAAAUAAGCAUUCAAAUUUCCUACAACAUUUCUUAAGGAUGGGAAAUUGUUCGUGUAGAUCUUUGUUACUCUGAUUGUGGGCAUUACACAGGUGUUUUCCAGUAGCUGAGAGCGUAUGUUUAACAAUAUGUUGAAAAGGUUUCGACGAGCAAAAAAGAGUAUAAGCGUUUUUGCGCCUCGUUACGGGCGUAGGAGAAAGAAAAUUUGGAUUCUCCACGAGGAAUCAAAUCCCAGACUUUCGGAUUUUGCGUCCCGACGCUCUGCGACAGAGACUCUCUUGAGUGAACAAGCUCAGUACUAGUUUCAUAGAUUAUGCGUGACGCGUCCUGCACAGUGUUGGUGUCAGCAAAGUCGAAAGCGUCAAGUAAAGAAAUAAAAUAAAAAAAAUAGUAAACAUGAGCCUGGUAAUGAAAUAGACAAAGUCUAGUAAGGAGACGAAAAAGCACCUUUCUCUCCUAUUAGACAAUUUAAAAAAUUGGAAUGUGUAUCCUGAAGACCUAUCUCCUAAAUAUUUCAGUUUCAUCACUCAAAAUCAUUGCAAAUCUUCGCCACCCCCCGAACCUUCCUCGUUCCUUUUUGGUCUUCGUCUACAGUCUAAUUGAGGUGCUUUUUCUUGAGACCAGCUCUCAGUGCGACAUAAUUAAGCAUAAGCAUUAAAGUGAGAAAACUCGAUUUAUUCCAAGCAUAAAUAAUAGAAUGGUAGAAGCGUUUACUCUAAGGAAAGAAUCUAAUUAACUGAUAACUCCGUAGUGAAUUACGAGCAUAAGUUAAAAGUAAAUGGAAUUAAAAUUUGACAGGAUCAAUUUCCACUUGAGUACGUGAACUCCCGGUUAAAAUGAAUAGACUUUUUAUAGUUAGUCGUUUUGAAAGUGACUUGUUAGUGAUAGGGAUGACUUGUAUCAUGAAUGGAGGCUACAACCGAUGGUAAUGGGCUUUCCCUCCGUCACUGGUUUCUAAAGAAAACGCUCAACUCCAUAGUUUACUCAACUCAUUUGUCUUUGGCUGAGAUCGAAAAAAAUUUUUAAAUCGACUUUAUCAAGAUAUCGAUUUCAUUUCCUUCUUCAGAUUGCCCAGAAGGUAAAUACAACGACGGGAAUGGCUUUAAUUGCACAGGUACGGAUGCAAAUAUAGCUUUGAAAUGUGAAUGGCAUCUGUUCGAUUAUACUUACUUGGUUAAGUAUUUGUGGUCCCAAGCUGUAUCCAACUCUUCAUAUUUAUUUUUCAGUUGUUAGUGCAUCACUUUACCGUGGAUAUCUCGAAAUUUUGGUUCACUUGCGAUUAAUUUUGACCUACGGUAUGAGCAUCUGUUGAACAAAUAUGACGCAAUUGCCUGUUGUAGCUAUACAGCAAACCAAUAACACCAAAUGCGUUAGAAUGUUUCCUUAAAUCUUGCUCUAGCAGACUAAAACGAACAAUUUUAAAUAUAUAAGUGAAUGAAACAUGUGUGAUGGCCUAAUUAAUCCUGUGGUCACUUAGUUUACAAGGUCGAUUUUCCUAAAAAAAAUAAUGAAGAAAAUAGACUGUUAAAUAUAAUUCAUAAAAUAUGAUUCCUGGAUAAAUAGUCUUAUGUUCCCCUCACAACAUAUCCAAAUUCAGUCAUACCAUCAGCACCGAAAAAUGUUCAAGUAAUCUUCGUUAACCGAAGUGCGUUGGAGUUAAAAUGGCAGUCUCCUGCAGUAACCGGUGACCAGACCCACGUGUCUUACGACGUCGACUGCCUUAAGCCGUGUGAGGGUGAAGAAGAAAACAAUUGCGUUAAUAAAGCUUGCGAGAGUGACGUCAUUUUCAUACCAAGAAAGGAUAGCUUCAAUGUCAGUCACGUUAUUGUUGGAAACCUUACUUCAUAUGUAAACUACACCAUGAAAAUCUACGCUAAGAACCGAGUGAGCGAAGUAGCGAGAAGGAAACGUGGAAUUGAGGCAAGUCUCUCAGAAAUAACAGUGAGGACUAACGGAUCAGGUAAGUCAUGAUCUGCUCCUGGACUAAAUAGAAUAUCAUAUAAAUUCCCUUCCACUUAUCUAUUGUUUAAGUGUAGAGGCUUAGGGUUACAUCACAGUUCAUUUCAUAAUUCGAAGUCUAUGAGUCAUCUCCAUUAAAAAAACUAGUUCCAGGUAAACCGGAAGUGUCUGUCGAACAACCGGAAAUGGCUGUUGUUGUAUCUUGGACACUAAAGGAAAAGAACGGAAUCAUUAAAGAGUACCACGUGACAUAUAUAAGAGAAGAUGAGAACUCAGAAACCAAGACUCUUGCCACCAAGGAAAUGGAAGCGAGGUUUGAUUUAAAGGCUGGAAAAACUUAUCAAUUGCAGGUAGAAACAUUUUAUUACUUAUCCGAGUUAAUAAUCAGUUUAUAAUCUCUUUUAGAAAAAAAAGUUUGUUUAAAGCAACUAAAGAAAAAAGUAUUAACCAUUCGAGAAUAAAUGUUUUGACACUCUUAAGGUUCAUGAAUUUUAAGUGAUAGUAAACAUACGAUGGCUGAAAAAGAACGUCUAACCUUAGCUCCAUAGGAAGACGCUAUUUUUGUGCUCUUGAGGAACAAUCCUAUCUAAUGAAUAUUAUGAUUUCUCUUCCCUAAGGUAUUUGCCAUAAACCAGAUCGGAAGAGGACCUGCAGGAGUGAAGAAUUUUACAGUGAAAAACAGUUAGUGUGUGUACUUCGUUGCGAAGUCACUUUGCUCGUAAGAUUGAUAUUUUGGGGCUCUCUUAAUUAUUUCAGUUUGAGCAUUUUUCCUCUAGUUAUUACUUUAAUUUCAGCCCAAAAUAAUAUCAGUCAAUUUUGUGUCCCUCAGCUCUUGGGCUCCCAUGACACCAAGAAUCCGAAAAGAGGACUAUCAUGAACCUCAAGUUAGAAGAGCUGCAUUACGACCUUUUUUUAGGUUAAAUAUAGGGGAAUUUUGAAAUGAUAAAGCUUGAGUAGAAAAGCAACAAAGAUAUCAAAUUAUAUAAUAGACCAAAAAGGAAGGUGGGUGUAUAAGUACGUUAAAGAUCAACCAGUAAUGUAAAAGACAAAUCUCAAGGAAUCUCAGUCAUUUUUUCGUAAGGCAUAACCUUGAUGUGCCUGCAUCAAGCCGGAAAUUUUAGAACGAAAUAAUGAUAGGAAUCUGAAGGAAAGAGUUUUUUUUUUGGAAAGGUACUAUGAAGAAAGAAAAUGAAAAAUUAGUUAACUAGGAACGAGUAAUGUAUGUUCAGCUAAGGGUUGCAAUCUUAAAAAAAGUAUGGAAAAACGACCAGAGAUGGAUGAAAUAUGAUUCAAUGCCCUCUCAAUUCAACGUUUGGCAUUUUAAGUCAUACACACACUCUUAGCGGUAAAAAGAAAAAAAAACACAAUUUCUAUUUACAGUCUCGGUGCCAUCAAUUCACGUAAAUUUUUGACAUCGUCUCUUAAAGAAAGUUUAACAAAUUCUAAUUUUGUUGUUGCUUACAUUUACUGUUAAGAUUCCAAGGUUGAGACCUAUCUAGGAGUCGUCUACACAUUGGCUGCAUUACUAGUACUUUGCGUCAUGUGUUUCGUCUGUUAUAUCGUGUGGGAAAGGUAAGUUUGGAAGGUAUCUAGCAAAGAAGAACAUAGGAAAUUUCAGCUCCGGAAACCAUUUAAGUUGAAGAAUACUCUAAACAAAUUAAAAUGUCUCAGAGCUGUACAAGAGCUUACCAAAACACAAGAAAGUCACCAAGUCACAAGUAAACAUUGAAUUUGUGUUUUAUUUGGUGGAUAAAAGGUUAUUGUCAGAUUUGAGAAUUUCUAAAACAUUCAGAUGACCUGUGUGACUCAAUUUUUUUCUUAGCUAAAAUUUUUUUCAAGCUAGUCGAGUAAGUUUCCUUUGUCUUCGUCUUGAGGUCAUAAUUAUCGUUUGAGGCAACAGAUAGUGAAACAUAUUUUAAACGUAGUUAAAACUGAAUCACCACAAAGACGCUUGAAGGGAUACAAACAUUUCAACGAAAAUGUGUAAAACUGAAAAUGAAAUUAUAACUGUCCGUCAAUCUUCUGGCUUGGCUUCAUGCUUCCCUACCUUAUUAUAUUUCUACAUUAAAGCAAAAGAAGAGUUUAAUCAUUUCGUAUUUGCGCGAAUAGAUGGUGGCGGAGCCGAAUUGCUGAGAAAAAGGCAGCUGAAUGUAACUUUAGGGUGUAUGAUGGUAAGUCCAGUCUAUAUCACACUAUAUCUAGACCACACCAAAAAAUAACAACCAAAAUGAAUGCCCCAGAAAUAAAAAGUAAAUCAAGCAUGCAAACAUACUGCAUUCUCAUAAUGUUCGACUUUACAAAACUGAAAAAGAUUCAAUCAGCAAGGCCCCAUAUAUAUGGUCUCGGGUACCCGAGCCAACCCUCCCCCCGAGUUACCCGAAGCGAGCUAAUUUUUCACUUAUUUCUUUAAAAAGUUCAGCCGACAGUUUACAUGAGGUUGUGAACUCGUCUCGGGAAGGCGAGACAACUCGAAGGGGAGGGGGGGGGGGAAUGCGUGCGCAUGCUAAGGAAAGGAUGUUUAUAGCUAUUCUUUCCCUGUCGUCCGCCAUUUUGUCGAAUAUGUAACUUGGCCGAACGAGGGUUAGCAGAUGUCAAAUUUCAUAUAAACGCUCCGUAAAGUUAUCUUUAUCCACAGGCGCACAAACUUUCCCCUUGAGGAGAUAAAUAUAGUACAAGAAAUUUAUAAUAAUUACAAUCAGGGAAGACUCCAUAUAGUCGCUUUAUUUGACUUGUGCAGAAGAGAGGCAAAAGCAGCAAGUAGCUGCGGUGAGCCUCAGUUUGUUUUCGCUUUCUGCAUGCCUGUAAUUACUUUUGUAGAAACAGUGCAACGUAAGUGUGUUAGAUUUCUCUGCUAAAAAGACUCUUAGACUGCACAAUCAUCCUUACCAUUGGAAAUUUUUCCUUAGAAAUUCCAAGCAGUUCUCUUCAUGGGUAUCAAAAUGUGAAUGGUUUUAAACUUGACCGUCUAAAGUUAACUACAGUUCAAGUACUUGGAAGUGGCAACUUUGGUCAAGUUUGUAAGGCAAUUUACAGACCUUUGAGAACUGAAGUUGUUGUUAAAUCAUUAAAAGGUACGUUAAUCACCAUUUUUUAAAGGCUGAAAAGUGUUUCAAUAUCUUUAAUAGAUCGGAAUUCAUCAGUUUCAUUUAAUCCAAUCUUGCUUUCAAAUAUAGCUGUGUAUGUAUUCUUGUCCGAGCCGUUAAAGAUAUGGUGAAGGUUCUCGUUAGCUUUCUCCUGUAAACCUGAUCAUUUAGUUUGUAUCUUAAAAUUACAUUCUAGAUAAUGCCUUGCCGAAAGAAGUGCAAGAUUUUAAAACUGAGUUGGUCCUUAUGAGCUCCUUGCAGCCUCAUCCCCAUGUGGUAAAACUAAUCGGUUGCUGUCUUGAAAAAGGUACAUCUUGAUGAUUAACUGAUGCACGUAAAUGAUUGAUUGACUGAUCGAGAAUAACCUUGGGCUUUUAUUUCAUUCCAGAUCCCUCCCUAAUAGUUUUGGAGUAUUUAGCGUAUGGUGAUUUGUUGAGAUACCUGCGUAAAAGCAGAGGAAUUGAGGAUACCUAUAACACAGGAGAAAAGGGACCAAGUUCAUCACUGAGAGAGAAGGACCUCUUGUCUUUUGCGUGGAUGAUCGCUGAUGGCAUGAAUUAUUUAGCAUCAAUGAAGGUGAACUUGACAUUUUUCACCACUAAAAACGAGGAAAUCACAAGAAACCUAUUUAUUCCUAGAAACUCAUAUGUAUUGCAAAAGGGUGGAUGUUAAAAGUACUGUAUGAUCGCAAUACAUUUUGCAUUUUUCAUUGUGCCUUUUAGCAUGAUGCAAAAUAAUCACCCUUGACGGAGUCUCUGUGUAAAAGAAGUUAGCGAAGUUUAAUUAAGAGUAUGUGGCCAAACUGGGAAAACUUUGAUCGCACAAUUUACAUUUUAUUUCAAUAACAAAUCGGCGCCGGCAAUGAUAAAUGGGGAAUAAUACAUGGUUGUAAGACGACCUGACGUGAUUUGUUUAUUGUACGUUGCAUGAAUGUUAAUUAAUUAUGAGGAACUCGCCCACCUGGGCGAACAUUUAGGCGUGAACUUUAAAUACUUUUAUUGUAUAAAUUAUAGUGCUAUACAAGGAUUUUCAAUCCUGAGAAAAGCCUUAUCAACACACGUGAAAAAUACGAUAAAUUCACGUGUGUUUGAUAUCGCCAAUCAGCUGCUGACACGUCACUCGCCUCUUCGUGCCACUCCGUGAAUACCUUCGUCAUUCUUAAUCGAAGGUAGUUUGUCGAAAUUUUUCGCCUCGGAUCAUGGCUGCUAAAACACUGAAAAAUUCUCAUGGCUAAUGGGGGGAAGACAACCAAAAUACGAAAAAAAAAACCGAAAGCUACAUAAUCAGUGGCUUUGCUAAUGGCAUUUCUCACGGCUGAAAACGAAAAUCCACAACAGGAAGAUUUGCCACUAAGCCGAUUUUGGCCGUGUACCUGAAAAGAUCAAUAAAAAUUCAGUACUUAAGAACUUUGUAAAUUGAAAGUUAGCCGCGCUCACUCGUGAGCUUUCUUGUUAAACGCUCGAAUAGAAAUUACAUCUCUACUAGCAACCAUGAAUUGUUCCGUUUGAAUUGCGGGAAUUUGAUAGUUGACCGCAAGAAGGGGGUGAUCGCUGAAUGGUAGGCCAUUACAAAGGUUUAUUUUUAGUAGCAAAUGAAUAUCUGUACGAAAAAGAGAGUUGAAAAAAGGGUUGAAAAUGAAAAUUGAGAACAAAAUUAAAAGAGCUAAUGUUUCUCUCAAGACGUCUCUGAACAACUUUCGCAUGUUGUGUUUCAGAUUGUUCAUCGAGAUUUAGCAGCUCGAAAUGUGUUAGUGGGUGACAACAAAGUGUGUAAGAUAUCAGACUUUGGUUUAGCACGUGGUUUGGAAGAAGACAUCUACACGAGAAAAACUCAGGUGAGCUCUAAAUAAACUUUCUAAUCAAAUAAUUUUAUAAAUAGCUUUCACUAUCCUCCCUCUUUAUUUAGUUGAUCCUCUACUGUAAGUUCUUCGAAAGAUAAUAUUCAAUUGUAUAUUGUUUCAGUUCUCAUAGCAUUGUUCUUUUCAUAUAUUUUUGCCGUUCCCCAAUUUCAAGGCUCGUCUUCCCAUUAAGUGGAUGCCUCCAGAAUCUCUAUUCUAUGGAACAUCAACUACUAUGAGCGAUGUGUAAGUUUUUGCUACCUUCUUUUUCUCUAACCCGUUAAGCCUGAAGUUUUUAGCAGUUUUGUUAAACUCCAUGGUGAUUUGACAAAGUUUUACGAGAAUCGGUUGAAGAGCAGAAGUGUCAUAUGUUCUUUCAUCUUCACCCAACAUUUCAGUUUUCCUUAAUUUUCUGACGACACAACCGCAUUGUAUGAGACUGAUACGUGUUGUUAACACUUUUCGGAAAUAGUUUCACAGAGUUUGACGCGGUAGUAUAGCCACUGCAUGUCCAGGGAACUCGAUGUAUGAAAAACCUAUAAUUAUCAGAACAAGCUCUUUUCUUUGGCCAAUCAGCACUCAUUAAUUUCAAAUUUUAUUGUGCGUGAUGAAGGGUAUUAUAUGGAGAUUGAUCAUAAAGUCCAAACAAUAACUUACCGAUUAAGAUUAUGUGAAUAUUUCUAUAUUCUGCAGAUGGUCUUACGGCAUUGUGAUGUGGGAGGUGUUUACCAUUGGUAUGUAGAGUAAUGUGGAGAACUUCACUCUGGCCACGAGACAUAACGCCUUGACUAUAACAUGUCUUUCAUAUGGCAGUUAAGGAUGAGCAAAACUAUUGUAGAUUCACUGACCUUAAAGAUCCCGGGCAGGAUUUUGAGGUUUGGUGAUAAUGGUCGGAUGAAAUUGUACAGAUAUUUACCUGCAAAAUCAGAAUGAAGCGGGAAACUUGCUAAAUUUUCUGCUCCCUACCUCAACCCAACCUUCUCCCCCCUCCCCCUUCCCCCACCCCACCCUUUUCUCGUGGAGAGGCUAUUCUAAUUAAUGGGUUUCCAACCGGGCGAGUCGGAUUGCCCAAGUUUUAUAGAGAUGCCUUUACAAUUUUUCUCAAAAGAAUCUUCCCUUUGAGGGACAGGAUGUUGCAGCACUGUCAACAUUUUUGUUACACAUAUCGUUUCAGGUGAGUCACCUUAUCCUGGAAAAACAUCCCGAAAAAUUGCUAAUUUGUUGCAGACAGGGUACCGUAUGCCAAGGCCAGCACAUAUCUCACAAGAACUGUAAGUAUACCUGCGGACUGCACUAUCUUACCGCGCGAAUAGAAAGAUGAGCAGGAAAUUUACGUUAAAAAUUAAACUUUUCUUGCCGCCUACCGCCAAAGGUAAAGCAUUUACAUCUGCCGAAAAGUGAGUACGAGUAGAAUUUAUUUUUUUAAGUACUGUUUUCCAUAAAUUUAAACUUAAUAUUUGUUAUUUCUACGACUUCUCAGUUUUACUUAGCUCAAAUUGAAUACUGAAAUACUUUUGACUAACCGAUUUCAUGGUCUGCACUGCAUUUUACGGACCACAUUAACUUUUCUCUCGGAUUUAAGGCUCUCGUGCAGCCAUAAAUCCAAGCGGAAAAAUCGAGGUCCAUGACUUUCAACCAAGCAUAGCCUACGUUCUAACUGGGAGAUAUAAUAAGAAUUCUGACUUAAAAAGUCAUGUGAGAUGCACUUCUUGCUACUCAGAUAGUGAUGUUAAUUUUUUCGGAUGAACGGAGUAAAUUAUGUGAGUAAUGACGUUAUUUAGUAAAUGGCACAGGCAUACUCGGAAAAGAGAACUCCACUAAGCUACUGACAGGAGUCUCGAGGUAGACUAGGCGGUUUACUGAACUAGGCCCAUGGUGAAACAUUUCUACAUGAUGCUAGCAUUAGGAAUCGACAUGUGAUUCUUUUGCGCGAUGAUGAAUGAAGAUGGUAAAUUUUAAGCGAGGUAGUUUGGCGAAAGAUGAUGUUAUUUAGGCAUACUCGGAAACAUGAACUCAGAGUGCUAAUAUUGGGUGUUGAAAGUAAAUUAUCCUCUUCAUUUUUUACUCGUUCUCUUUAAACUAGUAAACAUAAUAUAGUAUCAAUGUCAAGAAAAUAUGAGUCACUUCAUAAAAAUUAGUCAUUCCUAUUUCAGGUAUUCGAUUAUGAAGGAGUGUUGGGAAGAGGAGCCCUCAAAGAGACCAACAUUCCAGUGGCUUUGCUCCGCGAUGAAACGACUGCUGGAUGAUCAUAAGGUUUGUUUGCAAUUA
Molecule: messenger RNA, 10130 nt
Organism: Pocillopora meandrina
Lineage: Eukaryota; Metazoa; Cnidaria; Anthozoa; Scleractinia; Pocilloporidae
Source: the annotation of a GenBank genome assembly